Priceomyces carsonii is the source of this 1104-nucleotide messenger RNA. RefSeq names its product TauD/TfdA dioxygenase family protein. Gene Ontology annotation, cellular component: cytoplasm. The record is from RefSeq and is a predicted model, not a curated record. Gene Ontology annotation, molecular function: 2-oxoglutarate-dependent dioxygenase activity. The transcript has a single exon. NCBI's taxonomy places the organism in Eukaryota, Fungi, Ascomycota, Pichiomycetes, Serinales, Debaryomycetaceae. Bases 1 to 1104 code for a protein of 367 amino acids.
AUGGGCAUCAAAUCAACUUCUACAACUUCAUCUUCGUCAUCUUCGUCAUCUUCGGUAAGAGCUAGCUUUCCUGUUGAAGAACAACACAAAACUGGACCUUUUAAGUACCAAAAUCUGUUCGAAAGAAAUGAAAAGCGUGACCUUACUCCUGCAAUCGGUACUGAGUUUCUUAAGGGAAGCAUUAAUUUAAGGAACAUAAUCCAAGCAGCUAAUGCUGAUGAGCUCUUGCUAGAUUUAGCGGUAUACGUAUCACAAAGAGGUGUCUUAUUUUUUAGAGAUCAAGAUAUCACACCAGAGGAGCACUUAUUCCUAGUUUCAAAAUUAAGCUCAUUGACACGCCAGCAAGAAGCUGUCUUUCAUGUGCAUCCCAUGACCACUAGGACAAAAUAUGGUGAUAACUUUGUACGAAUAUUCUCUGACCUCAAUGAUGUUUAUAAAGGGGGCAAAAGAGAGCGAACUCAAAGAGGAACGGGCACAUGGCAUACUGAUCUUAGUUAUGAAAAGAGACCGGCCGACUACAGUGCGUUACAAAUAAAACAAGUACCUGCAGAUGGAGGUGGUGAUACAUUAUGGGCUAGUGGAUACGCCGCAUAUGAAAAAUUAACUCCAGUUUUGGCUGAAUUUUUUGAAAAAUUAACAAUUCAUUCAGAUUGGACUUCUAAUCUACUUCAAUUUAAUGAUGCUUCUGGUGAACAAUACAAAACCGAAAGAGGUUUAGAAAAUGUUGGUCGUAAAGUCACUUCGGAUCAUGCUCUUGUUCGCACUAACCCCGUCACAGGGUGGAGAUCUUUGUAUUUCAGUAUAAUACACAACAAAUACGUAAAUGAAUUAAAUAUUGAUGAAUCUGAUGCACUUCUUGAAUUUUUGGCUCGCCAUUUGACAGAAAAUCAUGAUAUUCAAGUAAGAAUUAGGUGGGAAGAAAAUGAUGUGGCGAUUUGGGACAACCGUUCUACAUUUCACACCGGUACUUUUGACUACGGUGGCUUCAGGGAAGGGUAUAGAGUUACUACUUUAGGUGAAGUUCCAUUCUUUGAAAAAGAAUCCAAGACAAGGUCUGAAUCACUCAAAAAUGAUUUCAAGAAUAUCUCAAGUAUAAAAAAAUGA